AACAACUUAAUUUCUUGAGUAUUUUUGAAAGAAAAAGAAAAAAAAGAGUUGUCAUCACUCAUCAAUAAUGUCUUUUUUAAGAUUUAUUGUUUCAGUUUUCUUCUUGAUUUCAAUUUUCGGAGCAUCGAAUGCUCAAUUAAGUGCUACAUUUUAUGCUACUACUUGUCCUAAUGCUACAGAAAUUGUACGUGGUGUCAUGCAGCAAACUCAAAGUACCGAUGUUCGUGCUGGUGCCAAAAUUAUUCGCCUUCAUUUUCACGAUUGCUUCGUUAACGGUUGUGAUGGGUCCAUUUUGCUAGAUAAUGCAAAUGGGAUUCUAAGUGAAAAAGAUGCAGCUGCAAAUGUAGGUGCUGGAGGAUUUGAUAUUGUGGAUAAUAUUAAAACUGCGUUGGAAAAUGUGUGUCCUGGUGUUGUUUCUUGUGCUGAUAUUUUAGCACUUGCAUCUGAAAUUGGAGUUGCCUUGGUUGGAGGUCCAACAUGGCAAGUUCUUUUAGGAAGAAGAGAUAGCUUAACAGCAAAUAGAAGUGGAGUUGCCAGUGAUAUCCCAAGCCCAUUUGAAAGCCUUGAUGUUAUGAGACCACAAUUCACCAACAAAGGAAUGGAUAUAACUGAUCUUGUUGCUCUAUCAGGGGCACAUACAUUUGGGAGAGCAAGAUGUGGCACAUUUGAGCAAAGGCUUUUCAACUUUAGUGGAAGUGGUAGCCCUGAUCCAACAAUAAACUCAACAUUUUUACCAACACUACAAGGAACUUGUCCACAAGGUGGAAACAAUGGGAAUACUUUUGCAAAUCUUGAUCUAACAACUCCAGAUAAUUUUGAUAACGAUUAUUACAAAAAUCUUCAAACUCAACAAGGAUUACUUCAAACUGAUCAAGAAUUGUUUUCGACAUCGGGAUCCGAUACGAUCGCGAUAGUGAAUCGUUACGCGAGUAGUCAGAGCCAGUUCUUCAAUGAUUUUGCUAGCUCGAUGAUUAAAUUAGGAAAUAUCGGUGUGUUAACGGGAACUAAUGGAGAGAUUAGGACAGAUUGUAAGAGGGUUAAUUAGUUAAUUAGGAAUGGUUUAAGUUAUAUAUGCAUGAUCAAUUGUGUUUGUGUUUAUGUACCAAAAGAGUGAGAUUAUAAGUGUAAUUUUGCUUCUUUUUUUUAAAUGUAAUGUGUGCUAAAAUAGCAAUCCUAAAUAAGAAUGGAAUGCAGAAAUAGCAAUUCCAAUAAGCAUUUUAAUUAUCA
Messenger RNA from Solanum dulcamara, 1227 nucleotides. Its product is annotated as lignin-forming anionic peroxidase-like. The coding region runs from base 68 to 1045 and encodes 325 amino acids. The record is from RefSeq and is a predicted model, not a curated record. NCBI's taxonomy places the organism in Eukaryota, Viridiplantae, Streptophyta, Magnoliopsida, Solanales, Solanaceae. Gene Ontology annotation, molecular function: peroxidase activity; heme binding. The transcript is spliced from 4 exons. Gene Ontology annotation, biological process: hydrogen peroxide catabolic process; response to oxidative stress.